Molecule: messenger RNA, 3939 nt
Organism: Aspergillus oryzae RIB40
Lineage: Eukaryota; Fungi; Ascomycota; Eurotiomycetes; Eurotiales; Aspergillaceae
Product: ABC transporter ATP-binding protein
Exons: 10
Coding region: 1-3939 (1312 amino acids)
Biological process (GO): transmembrane transport
Cellular component (GO): membrane
Molecular function (GO): ATP binding; ATP hydrolysis activity; ABC-type transporter activity
Source: RefSeq, a predicted model, not a curated record
AUGAUAGUUCGUAUAAAUCAGCGGGAGGCUGAGGGAGCUGUCGGGGUGGGCAACGAUACUGAAAUCUUAAUCGAACCGGAGAAAGAGGACGUGCCCGCUGGGAAGAAAGGUGGCACAAAUGGCUUCCUGGUAAGUCUGGCCGGAAAGGUGAUGACGGAAUACCUAAUGGUACGAGUGGUGGCUGACGAGCUGGGACGGUCUACCCUUCAGAGAGUUUUAACCUUCGGUGAGACGAAACUCUACGUCCUAGAAGGUAUUGCUUUCAUCGCUGCUAUUACUUCUGGUGUUGCUGUUGCCAUGGUCAACCUGGUCAUGGGAAACUUCUUGACUCUGUUGAGCGACUUCAGCUUCUCUGACGCGCGCUCAAUGCCGGAAAACCUCAUGUCAGCGGUGCGAACGUCGGCUCUGUACUUCAUUUACAUAGGUAUCGUCCGUCUCAUGGCUACAUACAUCUACGCAUCUCUAUUCACCUAUGUCGCGUACCACUUAACCCGUAACGUCCGUCAAAGCUAUCUACGGGCUGCCUUGAGCCAAGAAAUUGCAUACUAUGACCGAGGCGCCACCGGAUCUAUAUCUCAACAAGCGACCACGAACGGCAAACUCAUUCAAUCCGGCAUCGCAGAGAAACUUGGCAUCGCCAUCCAAGCGACGGCCACUUUCGUGGCAGCCUUCAUAGUUGCGUUUGUAACACAAUGGAAGCUGACUUUGAUCCUCAUCUUCAUUGUGCCAACUCUGCUCAUUGUAGUCGGCAUGGUAGGGGGCAUCGAUGCUACGAUUGAGACCAAGAUCUUGCAGAUCUACGCCCACGCCAGUAGCUAUGCCGAGAGCGUCUUCGGAGGGGUCCGGACCAUUCAAGCAUUCAGCCUUCAACCAAGGGUGUUAGCCAAGUACGACUCGUACCUCCAGCAUGCGUACACCCAAGGAAUGAGAAAGAACAAGCUGUACGGCAUGGUGUUCGGAGGGCAGUAUUUCGUCGUCUACGCCGGCAUGGGCCUGGCGUUCUGGCAGGGCAUUGCCAUGUUCGACCGUGGCGAGAUCCCUGAUCUAGGAACCGUAUUUACUGUUCUGUUCUCCGUCAUCAUGGCUGCAAAUACAGUCACGCAAAUCGCACCGCACAUGGUAACCUUCAGCCGUGCGGCAACUGCGGCUUCGGAGCUGUUCGCUCUCAUUGAUAGGCAAUCCGAAAUCAACCCCUUCGAUGAACUGGGAUACCAACCGGACAAAACGACCGGCUUUAUUGAUUUGUAUGGUGUCAGAUUCAGCUAUCCUACGCGUCAAGAUGUCUCGGUCUUGGAGGACUUCACAUUAAACAUCCCCGCAGGCAAGGUCACGGCGUUGGUGGGACCUUCCGGCUCAGGAAAAAGUACGGUUAUCGGCUUGCUUGAAAGAUGGUAUAACCCCCAAGCAGGCAGCAUCUGUUUGGAUGGCAAGGACAUCGGUCAGCUUAACCUCAAGUGGUUGCGGACCAAUAUCCGCCUAGUGCAACAGGCAAGGCACCUAAAUGUAUUCGAGACCAUCGCCAACGGCCUGGUUGGCACCCAAUGGGAGGCAGCAUCGCAAGAGGAGCAAAUGCAGCGCGUCCAAGUAGCCGCGAAGCUCGCCUUCGCGCAUGAGUUCAUUCAGACCCUGCCGCAAGGGUACCACACGCGCAUCGGCGAGAGAGGCGGCCUGCUCUCGGGCGGACAGAAGCAGCGGAUCGCCAUUGCCCGUAGCGUGAUCUCGGAGCCCAAAGUCCUGCUCCUCGACGAAGCGACCAGCGCGCUGGACCCAUAUGCCGAGGGCAUCGUCCAGAAGGCCCUUGAAAACGCCUCCAAGAACCGGACGACCAUCGUGAUCGCUCACAAGCUCGCCACCAUUCGCAACGCCGAUAACAUCGUGGUCAUGUCUAAGGGUAAGAUCAUCGAACAGGGACGUCACGAAGAGCUGGUGUCCAGGAACGGUAUCUACGCCACACUCGUCAAGGCCCAGGACCUCGCGCCGGCCAACAUCGAGAAUGAGGAUAGGCUGGAGAGUAGCAAGACUUCUGAUAGGAUUUCAGAAAAGGAGAACUAUCACGUCGGUCGCAUUCAGUCUCUUGCCAGGAUGCGGACGCCCAAGACGCAACAAUUGGCGGCACUAAGCAAUCCAGAGGAUCAUGACUUGUACGACAAGACGGACAUCAUCCGCAAUAUUUGGAAGCUUCUGAGGGGGACACGCGAUAUCUGGCUUUGGUUCGCGGUCACAAUAGCCACGUGCAUCGGAGGAGCGGUCAUCAAUCCUGGACAAGCGCUCUUGCUAGGCAAUAUAAUGAGCGUCUUUACCUCCUCUAACGUGGUCACUCGCGGCAACUUCAUCUCGUUAAUGUUCUUCGUGAUGUCGCUCGGCAUUCUAGUCAUAUACUUCGUUAUGGGCUGGUCGACCAAUACUAUCGCACAUAGACUCAGCAGGAAGAUGCGACGGGAAAUUCUGGAGUCCUUCCUCCGGCAGGACCUUCGGUUCUUCGACCGGCCAGAAAACACGGUGGGCGCACUCAUAAGUCGCCUCGAUUCAUACCCGCAGGCCAUUCUGGAGUUGAUGGGCUUCACCGUUGCUAUCGUCUUCAUGUCCGUAUUGAACAUCCUCGUGUCUAGUAUUCUUGCAAUUGUCGUGUCUUGGAAGCUAGGGCUGGUUGGCGUCCUCGUCGGCCUACCGCCCAUGAUGCUAGGGGGAUAUGUGCGCGUCCGGAUUGAGGCCGAUAUGGACGACAAAAUGGAUAAGAGGCUAUCGGCCAGUGCUUCGGUGGCUUCGGAGACAAUUACGGCGAUCCGCACCGUCUCUUCGCUGGCCCUUGAGAGCACCGUGCUGAGGAAGUACGUCUAUGAGCUCGACCUAGCGAUAUAUCAGAUGCGCAGACCCAUGUUCCACAUGAUGAUCUGGUUCUCUCUCACCCAGUCUGUCGAAUAUUUCGUGCUAGCCUUGGGGUUUUGGUGGGGAUCAAAGCUAAUCAACGACGAGGAAAUCAGCUUGUAUCAGUUCAUCGUAUCGUUUAUGGGUGUUUACUUCUCCGGCCAAGCCACCGCGUUGGCUUUCAGCUUCGCCAGCAGCUUAACAAAGGCGAACCAAGCUAGCAACUACUACUUCUGGCUCGACAGCCUCCACGGAACCAUCCGUGAGACUGGUGGCAAGCGCGAAGAGGGGCCCAAGCACGGGUGCCGCUCCUACGACUUCCAUGACGUGCAUUUUUCGUACCCCCUCGCGCCCGACCACCGGGUACUCAAGGGCGUGUCUCUGUCGAUUCAACGAGGUGACUUCGUGGCCUUCGUGGGUGCAUCAGGUUGUGGAAAGAGCACAAUGAUCUCGCUCCUAGAGCGCUUCUACGACCCGGUAAGCGGCGCCAUCACCAUUGACACGUCUGCGCCGUUAUCGAGCAUCAACCCGCUUCUAUACCGCAAGCACGUCGCCCUGGUGCAGCAAGAGCCGACACUCUUCCCUGGUACGAUUCGUGAGAAUAUCUCGCAGGGCCUGCCGGACCUCGGCGUAACGGAGGCAGCGUCGGACGAGGCGCUGGAGGAGGCGUGUCGGGCGGCCAAUGUAUGGGACUUCAUAUUAUCGCUGCCCGAGGGCCUCGACACGCCGUGUGGGACCAGCGGCAGCCAGCUCUCCGGGGGUCAGCGGCAGCGCAUCGCCAUCGCUCGGGCGCUGGUACGCAAGCCCAACGUGGUCCUUCUUGAUGAAGCGACGAGCGCGCUCGACACCGAGUCGGAGAAACUUGUCCAGGGCGCGCUGGUGGGGGCAGCGUCAUCCAGAGACCGUAUCACCAUCGCGGUGGCGCACCGCCUUUCGACGGUCCGCGAUGCUAAGUGCAUCUUCGUCUUCUACGCAGGCAAGAUUGUGGAGGCCGGGACGCACAGCGAAUUGGUUGCCAGGGGGGGCAUGUAUGCUAAGAUGUGCGAGGCUCAGAAGCUUGAAGGUGCUGCAUGA